Myotis daubentonii (Daubenton's bat) is the source of this 1673-nucleotide messenger RNA. It is a transcript of the gene RPUSD3, whose product is annotated as RNA pseudouridine synthase D3. Gene Ontology annotation, biological process: pseudouridine synthesis. Gene Ontology annotation, molecular function: pseudouridine synthase activity; RNA binding. The record is from RefSeq and is a predicted model, not a curated record. NCBI's taxonomy places the organism in Eukaryota, Metazoa, Chordata, Mammalia, Chiroptera, Vespertilionidae.
UAGAUACAUGCGCACUGAUUUCGCAGGGGAAAUGGGUGGCUACCGGGUGUUGGGCCACGUCUGGGGUGGCUGGUGGCGGGGGCCUGGGGUCAGCUCAGCUCGCAAGGUCGCAGGCUUUGGCACCGAGGCCCGGCGUCAGCUGCAACCUCGAGGCUCCAGCAAGCGAUCAGGGUCCCUGGGAAACCAGUCCUUCCCAGGGCUGCUGCAGCCAGAGAACCUCAGUCGGGAGGAGCUGGUCGAUGUGCUGAAGGCAUCUGUGGUGGACCAGAAAGGAAAACCAGGAGAGCUGACAUUGUUCUCAGUGCUGCCAGAGCUGAGCCAGUCCCUGGGGCUUGGGGAGCAGGAGCUCCAGGUUGUCCGAGCAUCUGGGAAGGAGGCCUCUGGGCUUGUGCUCCUCUCCAGUUGUCCGCAGACAGCAAGCCGCCUCCAGAAGUUCUUCGCCUGCUCACGAAGAGCCCAGAGACCCACGGCGACGUACUGGGCUGUCACUGAUGGGAUCCCCGCUACUUCUGAGGGGAAGAUCCAAGCGGCUCUGAAACUGGAAUACGUUGAUGGCCUUGGUUCAGUAGUUCCAGUGAAGUCCCCGUCCCGAAAGGACAUCCUGGAAGGUGUCAAGAGGACCCUAAGCCACUUCCGUGUGGUGGCCACAGGCCCUGGCUGUGCUCUGGUCCAGCUGCAACCAGUAACAGUGUUCCCCAGUCAGCUACAGGUACACAUGGUACUACAGCUCUGCCCUGUGCUCGGGGACCACAGGUAUUCAGCCCGCGUGGGCACUGUCCUGGGCCAACGCUUUCUACUGCCAGCGGAGAGCACCAAGCCCCAAAAACAGGUCCUGGAUGAAGCCCUCCUCAGACGCCUCCACCUGACGCCGGCCCAGGCGGCCCAGAUGCCCUUGCACCUCCACCUGCACUGUCUCCACCUCCCAGGCACCAGGCCCAGGGAUGCCCCCAUAGAGCUUUUGGCACCUUUGCCCUCUUAUUUCUCCAGGACCCUACAGUGCCUAGGGCUCUGCCAACAAUAGUUCUCUUUCUGUUCCUACUGGAAAGUGGUGGGUGUCAGGGGACUGCAGGCUGGAGGAGAAUGAGCUCAGUGCGCAACAUGCGGUAAGGUCAUGGUUUAGGGCUCUGUGGUUGGACUGACCUAAGAUCACACCCUGGCCAGGCACUUGCUGUGUGAUGUUGGACAAAUAACUUCACCUCUCUGGAUUUGAGAUAAUAAAUGUACCUAACUCAUAGUAUGGUUUUGAGGAUUUGCUGAAAAAGUAAAUGUUUACAAUCGACCAUGCUUUCUGUGGAGUUCAGAGUGUGGCCUUCUAUUUAGCUGUUUCUGCCCCAAUUCUAGUUGGGAAGAAAUGUUAGAUUUUUAAAAAAAUUGUGGUAAAACACUUACCAAGAUUUACCCUCUUACCAUUGUUAGUGUACAGUUCAGUGGGCAUUAAGCACAUUCACAAUGUUUUGCAACCAUCGCCAUUAUAUGUCUCCAGAACUCUUCAUUUUGCAGAACUGAAACUGUACCCAUUAAACACUAAGUCCCCAUUCCCCUCCCUGCCCCUAAUAGCCACAAUUCUCCUUCGUCUCUAUGAAUUUGACUACUCUAGAGAACCUCAUGUAAGAAAGAUGUUUUUUACUUUAAAAAUUUGUGAAAUAGAUUAAACAUACAGAGUGCAUAAAACA